This is a messenger RNA of Temnothorax curvispinosus, 924 nucleotides long. RefSeq lists its product as uncharacterized. Bases 523 to 924 code for a protein of 133 amino acids. The transcript has 3 exons. The record is from RefSeq and is a predicted model, not a curated record. NCBI's taxonomy places the organism in Eukaryota, Metazoa, Arthropoda, Insecta, Hymenoptera, Formicidae.
UUAUUAAGGAUCUCGCGUGUCCGUUCACGUGUCCCCCUCGGAUUCCCACCUUGAUCCCCUUUAUUCGCGCGCGCGCGACCUCCGACGCGUAGGACACGCGUAUAGACGCGAGAGAUCGUCCCGCGCGCAUGUGUGCGCGUAUUGUACAUUUUGAUCGAUCCCGCGUCGUCUCGUCGACGAAAGAGUUCACGCCACGCGGCUGUGCGUAGUGCGUCACGUGCCUGUGUGUGCGAAAUCGAGGAAUAAGCCGAGGAAAGAGCGAGACGUGGACGCUUGACGCCGGAUUAAGGAUCAACGAGAUCGGUGAAGUUACGCCAGUGUGUGAGAAAAGAUCGCGGGGACUUUCGUCGCAAGAGAGAGAAAGAAAAGAAAAACUGCUGAAAGGAGAAUACCUGGGCAGCGAGUUCGGUCGCCCUCGCAGAGUCGCAUCGGCUAUGACGAGGAGGACGGCGGGGAGUCGCGCUGAUCGAGGUUCGUUGAUUGAAGCCACGGAUCCCGACGCGAUCGUCAUCAUCCCGUUGAAUGUGGAACACGAUCUCGCGGCUCUUCGUUAAGGGCAGCAGCAAGACCGCGGGGGUGCAGGAAGAAGCCGCGUCGCCGCUGCCGACGACGACGACGACGGCAAAGGAGGACGAGCAGCAACAGCAACCGAAGCGCGCGUGCAACGGCGUCGCCGACGACGACGCGCCCGCCGACGGUACGAGCGCCGUCCAUGUGUUCUACGACGCGGCGAUGGAUCGCGGCGCGAGUGCAGACGAUCGACGCAGGCCUGCUGCCGCAACUGGUGCCGCGGCGGCGGCGUCGGCCGACCAGCAGUCCAGCGGAGGCGAUUCCGAACACUUCUCCGACGCCUACGAGUCUCGCCAGUCAGGAGAUAAUCCCGAGAUGAUACUGGAUUGCGAGACCGUGGAUGAGUCGAAAUGA